AAUGAAAGCAUUCAUUACAUUGUCUCUUUUGUAUUUGACAUUAGCCAAGUAUAUAAGACUCAUGAUCAUAUAGCUAAGGAAUUUUGUCAGCAACUGGAGAAUCUGUACAUGCAUUCCAAUCAGUUAUUGUGGGUUUAUCAGAAGUGGCAUCAAAAGACUUCAAUUUCCAAUAGCUAUUUGCUGCUCUUGAUGAAUUGGCUGAAUCCUUCAAAGAAAGAAAGAAUGAGGAAAAUGCAUUCUAUGAAUAAGAAUAUCAAUAAUAUCAAGCAGAUGUUCAAUACUAUUAAAAUCAAAUAACAGACUACAAAAACAAGGUAAUUUUGGAAACCUAUACAUUCAGAUUGCCUAAUUAGAAGUAGAUGUAAAAGACUUAACAGAUGAAAGAAGCAGAUUACAAUAAUUUUUGACAGAAGCUAAAUAAGAUCUUUAUGAUGCAACUAAAUUAUUCAAUGCUAAAGAAGCUUAAAUCAAUUCAGAUAAAUCUGUAUUCACUAGAUAAUUUAAUGAAUAUGCUGACACUAUUGCAGUUUUAGAUUAGGCUAUUGCAUUAUUGAAUGAAGUCAAAGAUGAAACAUCACUUUUAUAAAAGGCAGAAAAUAUCAAAGAGGUUUCUUAAAAGAUGCAUAAUCAGUAUGAUAUACAUCUAUAAUUUUAGUCUUAAAUAAUUAUCUUCAAAGAGAGUGUUUUAUUAACCAUUAGUAAAGGCAUUGACAUAAAUUGCUUAAAACAAUUAUGUUGAUUAAGAAAACUUAAAUAAAGUCAUAAAUUAUAUGAAUCAAUUAAGAUAAUCUUUGAUUGAUGGACAAACCUCAUUAUAAAAUCAAUAUGAUUCAUAAUCUAAAUUACAAUAAGAUAUCUUAUCAGAAAUCUAGGCUAAAAUAACUGGAAUUAGAGAUGUCUUGAUUCCUUUGUUAUAAGCUGAAAUUGAGACUAAGGAUGGAGAAAUUAAGGCACUUAAUGCAAUUUUGAAUGACGCAAGAAUCAAUUUGGCUGAAGCUGAAGAUAAUCUCUCUGCCACAUAAAAUAGAUGGAUUGAAAGGUAUCAUUUUAUUUUAAUUUAAGAACUGCAUCACAUAACACCUUAAUCUAAUAAUACGAUAAUGAGUUAUUAGCUAUUAAGGAUGCUGAAAAUGCUUUAAAAAAGGGAGGCAUAUUUAGAUAGUGAUA
Messenger RNA from Paramecium pentaurelia, 1167 nucleotides. NCBI's taxonomy places the organism in Eukaryota, Ciliophora, Oligohymenophorea, Peniculida, Parameciidae. The record is from the annotation of a GenBank genome assembly.